AUGGAGCAGACGAUUCUCCUGCCAAGUCUGCUGCGAGAUCUGCCCUCUGACGAGCUAUGGGAUUGUGAGGCUGCAGAGGAGACCUGCCGAGACCUGUACGACAACUACCUAAUGCUCAAGGCCAUACGAAACGCAGCAGAGAGCGGCUUGAUUCCCCUGGACGACCACAAGGCCAAGAACAACUCGGCACUCAGCAAGACCCUAGAGCCUCUGUUGGACGCAGAUCCCGAAGCGCUCUUUCACUUCCACCUGAGAGGACUGUUUUCUGUAUUGGGUGACCUCACCAAGAAGAGUCAGAGCCUCACAGAGAAAUACAUGGACAUAAUUGGAGCGGCAAACUAA
Acanthochromis polyacanthus (spiny chromis) is the source of this 342-nucleotide messenger RNA. It is a transcript of the gene thrsp, whose product is annotated as thyroid hormone responsive. Gene Ontology annotation, cellular component: cytosol. NCBI's taxonomy places the organism in Eukaryota, Metazoa, Chordata, Actinopteri, Pomacentridae. The coding region runs from base 1 to 342 and encodes 113 amino acids. The transcript has a single exon. Gene Ontology annotation, biological process: regulation of lipid biosynthetic process. The record is from RefSeq and is a predicted model, not a curated record.